Messenger RNA from Sinocyclocheilus rhinocerous, 1599 nucleotides. RefSeq names its product equilibrative nucleoside transporter 1-like. The coding region runs from base 178 to 1410 and encodes 410 amino acids. Gene Ontology annotation, molecular function: nucleoside transmembrane transporter activity. Gene Ontology annotation, cellular component: plasma membrane. NCBI's taxonomy places the organism in Eukaryota, Metazoa, Chordata, Actinopteri, Cypriniformes, Cyprinidae. Gene Ontology annotation, biological process: uridine transmembrane transport. The record is from RefSeq and is a predicted model, not a curated record. The transcript has 13 exons.
CCCUAGCUAUCAUCAUCAUCAUCAUCAUCAGUGUGUGGAUGGGAGAGUCCCUCCUCAGUCCUCACAGCUCGCGUCUUUGUGUUAAGCCCCCUCAGACUCCGCAGUCUCUUCUACUCUCCGCACGUGAAGAUUUGAUGCCAGAUUCUGAAUCAGUGACACAUCCGUCAGACAGACACAAUGACAGCCGCCAACGCUCCGCGAGACAGGUAUAAUGCUGUAUGGAUCAUAUUCUUCAUUCUGGGCCUGGGAACUCUGCUGCCAUGGAAUUUCUUCAUGACUGCUACCAUGUACUUUACCAGCCGUCUGAAAAACGGAGAACACAAUCUGACAGCCAAUGUGACGGUGGCGAUAGACAAUCGUAACGUCUUCGAGUCAAAGUUCAACAACGUGAUGACGCUGUGUGCCAUGGUACCGCUGCUGAUUUUCACCUGCCUCAACUCCUUCAUUCAUCAGAGACUCUUUGAAAAUGUGAUGGCUCAAUUAAAACCUGAUUUCAAAACGUUCGGGGCGAUUCUGCAAGGGAGUCUGUUUGGUUUGGCUGGGAUGCUCCCAGCGUCCUACACCACGCCCAUCAUGAGCGGACAAGGCCUGGCAGGGACGUUUGCAGCCUUCUCCAUGAUCUGUGCGCUCGCCUCGGGCUCAGCGUUACAGGACAGUGCGUUCGGUUACUUCAUCACUGCCUGUGUGGUUAUUCUCCUGGCCAUCGUUUCUUACUUCGCUCUGCCUAAAAUGGAGUUUUUCCAGUAUUAUUCUGAGAGCAAUGGCUCCCGAUCCAGCUCUGAUGAGGAAAACAAGAUGGAUUUGCUGAAGCCAGAAGGUCAUGCAGAGAAGAGGCCGGUCCUGAGCCUGACUGAUGAAGAGAGCAGACCCGCCGUGUCAGUGUUUGGCAUCUUCAAACAGAUCUGGGUGAUGGCUCUUUCAGUGUGCUUUGUUUUCACCAUCACCAUUGGCGUCUUCCCAGCUGUCACUGUUGAUGUCAAGACCACUGUUGUUGAAGAGGGGAACGGUUGGAAUACUUAUUUCAUCCCGGUGUCCUGCUUCCUCCUGUUUAACUUAAUGGACUGGGCCGGCAGGAGCCUGACUGCUGUUUGUAUGUGGCCCGGUAAAGACAGCAUCUGGCUGCCCAUCCUGGUCAUCGCACGCUUGGUGUUCGUUCCUCUCUUCAUGCUCUGUAACGUUCAGCCCAGACACUACCUGCCCAUGGUGUUCUCUCACGACGCCUGGUACAUCGUUUUCAUGAUCCUCUUCUCCUUCAGCAACGGAUACCUGGCCAGCCUCUGCAUGUGCUUCGGACCAAAGAAAGUGUCCCAACACGAAGCAGAGACCGCAGGGGCCAUCAUGGCCUUCUUCCUCUCUCUUGGCUUGGCUGUGGGAGCCGCGUUAUCCUUCGCUUUCCGGGCCAUGAUCUAGAACCGUGGCCUAGUUCUCCGUAUGAUGAAGAAGAGGAACUUUAACCCCAGAUAUACACAGAGCCAGAGAGAAUGUUUUCAUACUGCACAUGUAUCCGCUUGCCUGUUUGUCCCUCUUGUGUGUUUUCUUGAAGAAGUGGAACUGGAAUAGACAGUAUUCACACAGGGAUUCAAAGAGGGACCAUCUUCA